Messenger RNA from Penicillium maclennaniae, 2073 nucleotides. It is a transcript of the gene xanB, whose product is annotated as isocyanide synthase xanB. Bases 1 to 2073 code for a protein of 690 amino acids. Gene Ontology annotation, molecular function: oxidoreductase activity. NCBI's taxonomy places the organism in Eukaryota, Fungi, Ascomycota, Eurotiomycetes, Eurotiales, Aspergillaceae. The record is from RefSeq and is a predicted model, not a curated record. The transcript has 3 exons.
AUGGUUGCCCACGCACCUACUGCGAAAAAGCUGCCGACCCUAUAUCCGCAAAAAGCCUCCCCAAAUGGCAUAACUCAUUCUCAGGAAGCAGAAUCUACCGAUACUCUCCCAAUCAGCAUCAUGACUGUGGAUCGCGCGCCGUCCGAGUUUGACAGCGCCGAUCACAUUCCGAUUACCGCAAACGGUAAUGGCGCUACAAACCACGCGAAUGAUAGUCUCUACGGAGACGUCACAACACCAAUUCACUCUGACAAUGACUCAAGCGAUAGAAAAAUGGCCGUUGAUAUUCUCAAGGUCAUCGAGAGUUAUGGUGUCGACUAUGAGAAGAAUGGUGGUUCCUGGAAGGGACUCGAGUCCUUCAUCCCCACCGUGGAGGAGCGAGUUAAACACCGAGAACCGAUCCGCAUGAUUCUUCCUGCUUUUCCUUUUAAGUCACCCAAUUCAAGAGACAAGGUGUUGGGCACAAUGCCUGACUUUGGCGAAGAGUUGGCGCUUGCGCAUCUGAAUGGACUUUGCGAGAACAUCGCCCAGGUAUACGAGCCUGGGGCCGAGGUAUACAUCAGCUCAGACGGACUGGUGUACAAUGACAUUCUUGGGGUUCCAGAUGAGACUGUCUGGGACUACGGAGAGAACUUGCGCCAGAUGGCCAUAGAGAAGGGUCUUCGCAAUAUCAAAUUCAUCCGUCUAUUCGAACUGCUUGAGCAUCCAUGGGUCAAGACAGACAGCCCAGAGGCUGCCAAAGCUUUCUAUCUUGCUCACGCUAGUUGUCUUCGUCGCGAACUCAGGCACUUACACGGUGACCCAAGCUUCGAUGCCGACGAAGCAAUCAAGACCGACAACGAUACCUGCUUGACGUAUCGCGGAUACAUCAAAUUCCUAACCAAAGACCUCGCGCAUCAAGAGCAGACUCAGAGUUUGUCAAAACGGGCGAGACAGAACCAGAUUGCCCAAAUCGCGCGCCAGAUGAUCGUCCGCGGCAAGAUGUUCGCCGCCGCAAUCAAAGCCAAUCGAAAUGACUAUGUCCGAUUAUCCAUUCACGAAUCCGCAGGAGAAAAGAAGCUGUCAGUAUCUCUUAUUCCACAGCUUCGUGGAGCUCUCGGCUUCACUCCGUGGCAUGCAUCUGUCGCAGUGGGCGUGGAUGGUUCAUAUCGCACCGUGCACGCCGAAGACGUACGCUACACCCACGACCUUAUCUACAAGAAUGGCCAGCCAUUUUACUUUCGCGAAAAGUCCGAUCUCUUCAACUGGGCUGAAGAUGGUGUCUCCGUGAAAUUCGAGCAUCUCUAUCCUGCGGACUUAUCAUUCGCCCUGCCGACAUCGAUAAUGUCAACCCACCCCCUUCAAUCCGCAUUCUGCCUAUGCGCAAAGUCCGCCAGCUUUCAAAUAACUCUUGAGGAAGAAUUAUACGUCAAGGCUGCGGAGCAGCUUGGUAGCAUUCUUCCAUGGAGCUUCGGAAUCAUCCAAAAAGUCCGCGAUGCCGGUCGCGCCGACAAGCUGGGCAACAACGUCACCUCGAACGAGGCCAUGCCUAUGCACUUCGACGGAAUGUUCAAGUUUGAAGAAGUCACUGAUCCCACCACAGGAGAAACGAAAAAAGUUCAAUGUCCACCGGGCUACCAAUUCUUCACCUGCCCAGCGACCGCAACAAAAGGAAGCGGGUAUACACUCUUCGCCAGCUCGCGAUUAUUCUUCCGGUACCUCCCCCUCCCAUGGACAGCUGCGCGCCUGAAGAACAUCACAUGGGCAAUGGACAACGACGGGUUCUGGAACGCAAAGUUGAAGAACCUACCACUGAUUGUGAAACACCCUGUUUCCGGACUGCCCUGUGUACGCUGGCACCAGCCAUGGGACUCCAGCAAGACCAAGUUCUCAACAUGUGAUGUCACAAUUGAGAAUGACCAUCCCAGUCUGGUUGGGGUUGUGGAUCGAAUUACUUAUGACCAUCGGGUGUGUUUGCGCUUUGAGUGGGAGAAGGGAGAUCUGCUCAUAAGCGAUAACACGGCGAUGCUGCAUACCCGCACGGGGUAUAAGACUGAUUGUGAUCGGGAGCUGUGGCGCAUUCACUUUGAUUAG